Molecule: messenger RNA, 2847 nt
Organism: Cryptomeria japonica (Japanese cedar)
Lineage: Eukaryota; Viridiplantae; Streptophyta; Pinopsida; Cupressales; Cupressaceae
Exons: 7
Coding region: 910-2475 (521 amino acids)
Molecular function (GO): protein binding
Source: RefSeq, a predicted model, not a curated record
ACAUACAUAUAUUAGGUCACUUUUUGUUUUUACGGACUUCAGACCUGAGUGUCUAUACUAGUAGGCCUCUGGUCGUCCACCCCAUUCUGCUUUGUACAUACAUGUAUUAGUUCAUUUUUUGUUUUUAUGGACUUCACACCUAGGUGUCUAUACUAGUAGGCCUCUGGUCGUCCACCCCAUUCUCCUUUGGCCAUCUCUGUAUUUUGUCAGUAAACUUGUCCUCUUUUGCUUCUUGAACAUGGUCUCUGCUUACAACUCCAAGGUGAUGAAUGCCCACUUGUAAAAAACAAAUCAUUGAAUAAAACAAAGACCAUAAACCUACUCUGUUAUCUUACUUUUUUUUUAUAGACAUUGGAUGGUGAGUAGUCAGAUUUAUGAAGCAAUGCAGGAUGAUGGAAGGUUAGUUAAAGAAGUACCUGAUGGAAGUUUUGAGUGCUGGUUUAUAAGGGCCAAUACAGGAUUUGUGAAUGUCUUAUUUUAAGAUGUGUGGGGAAUAUAGGGAGAGAACAGCAUUUGGAGAUUGUGUAACUUUGGAUCUGUUUGUUGUACUUGGAAUAUAAGUGGAAGAAUCAGCAGGAUUUGUAGUUUGGAGUUUAUUCCCUGCGGCUAAAAUGUUGGGAGGAGUGGAGUAGUCAGCAGCAAUGAUUCAUCAAGCAGCACUAAAAACUCCAGGAUCAGUUUAGUUUCAAAUUGGGUUUUUGAAACUUGAGCUAAAGUCUUCGUGUCCAGCUCAGAGAAGAUACAGAUAGAAUAGAUGUGUGGGAGAUUAACAAUAUAUGUCGGUUCUGUUCUCAGUUUGAGACGACAAAUCAAAAUCCUGUAGUUUUGGACUUGGUUGCUGGUUCUUCAGGACAAUAGUUGUCCCUUUUGGAUUUUUUGGACUUGUGGGUAAAAAUACAUACUGAAGAAAUGGAGAGAGGAGCAGUGAUGUUGAUGUUGGUUCUGUUAGUUCUAAGCCCGUGGGAAGGCAUGGUUCGCACAGCCUCUGCUGCUCCUCCAGGCAGGCUCAUUUCCUCUUCAUCCUCUUCUGCAAAAUCUUAUGCCAAGUAUGCUGAUAUUAUCUUGAAUCCAAAGGAACUUAAAGGCUUUGUUUCAGAUGCUUUCGCUGCUCUACUCAAGUGGAUAUGGGCCUUUCCAAGCAAAACCAAAUCUGGUAGGCCCGUGCUACAGUUUGAGAGUGGGUACUCAGUGGAAACGGUCUUUGACGGGAGCAAGCACGGAAUUGAUCCCUAUUCCAUACAGGUUUCUCCAGAUGGCGAUUUACUUAUACUGGAUUCUGAGAACAGCAAUAUUCUUCGUGUCACCCCACCAUUAUCUCGCUACAGUAGAGCAAAAUUACUGGCAGGCUCCGCAGAUGGCUAUGCAGGACAUGUUGAUGGAAAACCUAAGCUGGCUCGACUCAAUCAUCCAAAAGGGUUCACUGUAGAUGACAAAGGAAAUGUGUAUGUUGCAGACACGAUGAAUAUGGCUAUCAGAAAGAUUGGCGAAGCAGGUGUCACCACCAUUGCUGGAGGAAGAUCUACUAAGUCAGGACACAUCGAUGGUCCCAGUGAAGACGCCAAGUUCUCAAAUGACUUCGAUGUUGUAUAUGUUGGCAGUACAUGUUCCCUACUGGUUGUUGAUAGGGGGAAUCAGGCUAUCCGUGAAAUUCAACUUAACUAUGAUGAUUGUGCAUACCAGUAUGGCAGCAAUUUUUCUUCAGGAAUUCUGUUUAUGGGGGGUGCAGCCUUAGUGGGUUACGUCCUAGCCUUAAUUCAACAAGGAGUUGUAACUUCUGUGUUUUCUCGACAGGAACAAAAAGACAAAUCCAACUCAAAGAAGUUGCCUGGUUCGAAAGCAGGGAAUAGAUCCUCAAUGUGGGUUGAUGAAGAUCAAGGAAAUGUAGAUGCUGGCUGGGUCUCAUUUGGAAAGUUCUUCAUAGAUGUUUUCAAGUCCAUAGGAGAAAUCAUUGGAGGUCUGUUUUCCUAUGUCACAGGUGGAUUUAGAAGAAAAUCUCCUCAUAAAAAGGGAAAUCUAUGGCCACUUCGGGAUAGUCUUAUUCCGGAAGAUGAUGAUAUUGAGCCGCAACUAACACCAAGGCGGAAGAGAUCAGUGACUUUUAGAGAGCCUGAAGUUGAUACUCCCAUGUCACCUCCUCUUUCAGCAGAGUCACGCAGUGGCGAUGGCCGACCCACAAGAGAAUACAUGAAUAGGUUCACCUUCAAUGGUUCUUUCAACAAUCGUCAUGAGCACUAUGAGGAUGAAGAUAGUCAAGGCCAUCUGAAACCAUUGAGACAUCAUUCAUCUGCUCCUGAAACCUAUUUUGAAAGGAAUUAUGAUUCCAGCAAUGAAGUUGUCUUUGGAGCUGUUCAAGAAACUGGAGAAAUAAAUGAACCGGUGGAGAUCAAACCUGUCGACUAUGGUGAUCCAAUGUAUGAUCAUCAUAACAUUAGGCAACGUACCAAUACAGGAAUGGGACAAUAUUAUAAUUACUGACCAUAUUGCAUAGAUUGUUUUCCAAGGAUAGGGUCCUUCAUUCUGCAAACUCCUGCUAUCUUUAAAAAUGCAGUGCAGCCGACUAUUUAUACAAGCGAAGAAUCUUUCAAGUAAAAUUAGAAGCCAGAAUGGCUGCAUUGAUUACUUUUAAAGCCAGGGUAUUUUUUUGAUUGUCCUAUAGCCCUCAAUUUCCAGCUUCAAUCUAUGUAUGUUAAUGUUACAUAUAUUAGAAGGAUUGGAUUUGGGUUUUUGAGUGGGGGAUUUUGGGGCUGGAUCUAUGUAAAUACGUAAAAGGUUUGUGGAGGAAUAUGAUAGAUUUUGUUACCUCAGGAAAUUGAUGAACCAAAUUGGCAUCGAACUCUAUGCAGUUCA